Molecule: messenger RNA, 324 nt
Organism: Plasmopara halstedii
Lineage: Eukaryota; Oomycota; Peronosporomycetes; Peronosporales; Peronosporaceae
Exons: 3
Coding region: 1-324 (107 amino acids)
Source: RefSeq, a predicted model, not a curated record
AUGAUCAAUAGGGAAAAUAAACGAAGAAUAUUUUCUCGAUGGGCAAAAAAUUAUAGCGUACUUCUUGUUUGGAUCGGACUGAUAUGUUCAUCCAUCUUUCUAUCCGAGAAGGGUUCGGGACUAACGCGUACAUCAUCAGCACACACACCGACUCGGCGACCCAGUACCCAGCAGCGGUUACCGCGCACAUGGUGGCUCUUAUCAGCUAUUAAAAUACGCCGACGAGACGCCUCUCAAUUUGAGACAAGGUUCAGUGGCAAAUAUUACAUUCGGCGAGCAUUGCAGGGACGAGUGAAGCACGACAGAUUUCACAUUCAUGUGUGA